AUGGCAUCCACUGCCGAUUACAUCUUCCUCGUCGUCGUGCUCGCCAUCGUCGCGGGCCUCGUCUACGCCCUCAAGCCAGGGCAAGAGGGCGGCCGCAGCUUCAAGGACAGCCAGGAGGCGCUCAAGAAACGCGGCAUCAACCUCUCCUCGUCCGGCCUCUCGGUCAAGUCGGACCGCAGAGCAAUGUCGCAGCAGGAGUACAUCGACAAGACCCAAAAGAGCUUCGCCAACUCCGCCGAUAGAAUCUCCAAGCACAGGGACGCAUUCAAGUUCGGCGGAGGGAGCGGCGAUGCCAAAAAGAAGGCAUAG
Pseudozyma flocculosa PF-1 is the source of this 309-nucleotide messenger RNA. RefSeq lists its product as uncharacterized. Lineage: Eukaryota; Fungi; Basidiomycota; Ustilaginomycetes; Ustilaginales; Ustilaginaceae. The coding region runs from base 1 to 309 and encodes 102 amino acids. The transcript is spliced from 3 exons. The record is from RefSeq and is a predicted model, not a curated record.